AUUAGUUCUAUCAGGCCUACCACAAAUCAAAAUCAUCGGGGCAUCUCGAGUUAGGAUCCAUGGGUAAGGUCCUUUUUAAAGGGACUGUCAAUGUAUAAAUUGACAAUAGGCUAAAUAAAUAGGAUGUAAUACUAAUUUACCUAAAUUAACCUUUCCCCGGCUCACUCUAUUGCAGCGCCCCAUCUGGUAGACUUCCCUAGCCAUCGAGAUGCUUAUCCCAGGAUAAAGUACCCUCUAAAUCCAUAGGGAAUGGGUAUAACGUGUGACCCAAAGCCAUUUUGCCAGGAAACAGCAGCGAGCGCUUCAAACAAGUGUGCUUGUCCUCUACGUACACCUCAUCGGGAUAGGCCGUAGUAGGCUCUGUUUGCUUUUAAUCUAUAUUUUUUUAUCAGACUACAGCAAACAAGGAAUUUAUAAAUCAGAAGGGAAGGAGGCUGAAAAUAACACUUUUCAAACUAAAACCUUUUUUCCUUUACACAGACAUUUUUGGGUGUAGCGCAGUUUUAAGUGCACCUGAGGUUCAAUGGUCAGCAUGGGAUUAAUAAAUAACGAAAGGGGGAGUGUCGGGAAAUGCCUUAAAAUACAUUGUAUACGUUAGCUCCUUGCUCGACGGAGCAAUCCCUCCUUCACUUCUCAUUUAGGCCAAGUUGCGAGGCCAUGGAAGACACUGUGAAGGAUUUCUCGGUGUCUUACAAUCACAUUAACAAUGAAGGCACCUUUACUGGAGGAGAUUGGAUCUCAGGGAACAUCAAAUUAGAACUUUCAAAAGAUUGUAAGAUCAAUUCACUCUAUGUGCAGAUCAAGGGGAAGGCCAAUGUCUUAUGGACGGAACAAUAUGGCAAAACUGGAGUCGUUUACUCUAGCAAAGAGAAGUUCUUUAGUAUUAAGCAAUCCGUCAUACAGGAGUUCAAAGGACAGGAAAGCCAAACGGUUGGCCGAGGGUGCUAUGCCUACCCAUUCAACUUCCAGAUUCCUUCAGAAGAUCUUCCACCAUCCUUCAAAAGCUUCACUGGGAAAAUCCAGUACAGGGUGAAGGCCUAUCUGAGUAGGUCUAUGAGCCGAGAUAGCAAAGCUAAUGCUCCCUUCACCGUUAUUUCCAAAGCCAGCUGUAGUCCAGAAAUGAUGAUUCCACAGCAUAGUAUCAAACACCAGAAACUAAAACUCUUCAACUCAGGAAAAGUGACUAUGGAUGUUCACAUUGAUAAAAUGUCCUUCUGUCCAGGUGAGGCCAUUCAAGUCACAGCCUACAUUCAGAACAGUUCAUCCCGGGACAUUAAACCCAAGUACUGCUUGUACUUAAAGACCAGUUUUUUUGCAAAUGGGAAGAGAAAAGUAACGACCAAAGACCUGGUGAAAGAGGUGGGGGAGCCCAUCCCCCACUCCGCCGGCCAGAAAGUGAUCAGGGUCAUCACCGCCCCCGCCACCACCGAAGUGUCCAUCUUGAACUGUUCCAUCAUUAAACAUGAGUACAGACUCAAGGUCUAUCUGGACGUGAAGUACCAAUUCGACCCAGAGGUCAAGUUCCCCAUCGUCAUCCUGCCCGCCACAGCAUCACCUGGCCUGGGUCAGCCUCCUGCCGAUGGGGCGGAUGGGGGCUAUGGGGGCUAUGGCUUUGAGGCGUUCGGGAACCCUUCACCUACCUCAGCAGCCUCUGAACCCUCUGCCCCACCUCCGCCUCCCUCCUACGGGACAUACAGCCUGUAUCCCCCCUUGUCUUGAACUUAACAACGAACAACAACAACCAGCAUCUGACAUGGAUUUGAAAUGCUGAGUCGAUUUGAAAUGAUGGAAUUUGAAACAAUGACUAUCAUGUUAUAUGACUCAUCAUGUUA
Messenger RNA from Gadus macrocephalus (Pacific cod), 1832 nucleotides. Its product is annotated as arrestin domain-containing protein 3-like. The transcript has 6 exons. Gene Ontology annotation, cellular component: plasma membrane; cytoplasm. Gene Ontology annotation, biological process: protein transport. Bases 658 to 1719 code for a protein of 353 amino acids. NCBI's taxonomy places the organism in Eukaryota, Metazoa, Chordata, Actinopteri, Gadiformes, Gadidae. The record is from RefSeq and is a predicted model, not a curated record.